GGACGGUCACUCAGGCAGCAUGGCUCGUACCCAGCAGGCUGCUCAGGCUAACAUCACCCUGCAGGAGCAGAUUGAGGCCAUCCACAAAGCUAAAGGUCUGGUACAGGAGGACGACACCAAGGAGAAGAUCGGCCCCAGCAAGCCCAACGAGAUUCCUCAGCCACCCUUGCCAUCAGUAGUCCCCAGCCUGCCCAAACCCACCCCACCCAUCAGCACCACACUUGCUAUGGCACCUCCAGUGCGGACCACAUUGCUCCCUGCGGUUCCUAUCAUACCCAGACCUCCAGUGGCCCCUGUGGUGCGCCUGGCCCCCGGGCAAGUUCUGGCCCCCAUGCCACCCAUGCUGCAUGCCCCUCGCAUCAAUGUGGUGCCUAUGCCGCCCUCUGCACCCCAUAUUAUGGCACCCAGACCUCCACCCAUGGUGGUUCCUGCUGCAUUUGUUCCAGCUCCCCCUGUGCCUCAACCUCCCAGCUCUGUUGCCGCCCCUAUGCCUCCUGCCCAUCCUCCACCUCCUCACGAGGACGAGCCUUCCAGCAAGAAAAUGAAGACCGAGGACAACCUGAUUCCAGAAGAGGAGUUCCUGCGCAGGAACAAGGGACCUGUUGGAGUCAAGGUCCAGGUGCCCAACAUGCAGGACAAGACAGAAUGGAAGCUGAGUGGCCAAGUGCUGAACUUCAACCUGCCUCUCACAGACCAGGUGUCUGUCAUCAAGGUUAAGAUCCAUGAAGCCACUGGAAUGCCGGCUGGAAAACAGAAGCUGCAGUAUGAGGGAAUUUUCAUCAAAGAUUCCAACUCUCUGGCCUAUUACAACAUGAACAAUGGAUCCGUGAUUCAUCUGGCCCUUAAGGAAAGAGGAGGAAGGAAGAAGUAGAUUGCUCAUAUUCAUCAUCUCCGUUUCAAUCCUCAACAUUUAUUGUGGUUAUAACCCUACUACAUUUGUACACUUCAAAGAACUUGUGCUGUGCUCUGUAGAAAAAGUAAUAGAAGUAAUCAGUGUCUUGUGAUUAUCUUACCAAUGUGUUUAAACAUUCAGUGUAUGAAUGAUUAAAUAAGACAACAUUUAAUAUUGGCAGUAGUCUCAUAGCAAACUGCCCUAUUUUUAGUUUCACUUUUCACCGAGGUGAUCGUGUUAAAUAUUUGAAAAUCUCAAGUUAAGCAUUGAAACAUUGCAUUUUGUUGGAUGCAAAAUAAAUACUUGUCUCUUUGGAAAACGUACCUAAUAAAUUUCAAUAAGA
This is a messenger RNA of Sinocyclocheilus anshuiensis, 1235 nucleotides long. RefSeq names its product splicing factor 3A subunit 1-like. Gene Ontology annotation, molecular function: RNA binding; protein binding. The transcript has 6 exons. Lineage: Eukaryota; Metazoa; Chordata; Actinopteri; Cypriniformes; Cyprinidae. The record is from RefSeq and is a predicted model, not a curated record. Gene Ontology annotation, biological process: regulation of alternative mRNA splicing, via spliceosome; mRNA cis splicing, via spliceosome. Gene Ontology annotation, cellular component: catalytic step 2 spliceosome; U2 snRNP; U2-type prespliceosome. The coding region runs from base 20 to 871 and encodes 283 amino acids.